CCCGUGCUCGCGGCCGCGCCCCACCCGCCGCCUCGGCUCCGCGGGGCCCUGCCGGGUCGGGCUGAGGGCCGCGAGGGGCCGCGCCCGGGGCCUCCGGCGCCAUCCGGCCUGGUCGUCCGCGGGGCGCCGCCCGAGGCCAUGGCCGCCCGCGGGUGUGCGCUGGAGGCGGUGCCGCUGCCCCCCGAGGUGCGGGAGAGCCUGGCCGAGCUGGAGCUGGAGCUGUCGGAGGGUGACAUCACUCAAAAAGGAUAUGAAAAGAAACGGGCAAAGCUGCUUGCAUGCUACAUCCCACUUCUUCAAGGAGUAGAUCCGUCCCUACAAGCAGAGAACAGGGUCUCCGGCCCCGCGCAGACGUCAGCUGCGGCACCCAAGCAGCAGAAGCUGCGGCCGGCCAACUCCCGGGACGAGCGCUUCCGCUCAGAUGUUCACACGGAAGCGGUGCAAGCAGCUCUGGCCAAGUACAAGGAGAGGAAGAUGCCUAUGCCUUCCAAAAGACGUUCUGUUCUCGUACACUCGUCUGUGGAAACCUACACGCCUCCAGACACGUCAUCUGCCUCAGAAGAUGAGGGCUCUUUACGGCGACCCGGGCGACUCACCUCCACUCCGCUCCAGAGCCAUUCCAACAUCGAGCCCUGGCUUGACCGGGUCAUUCAGGGCUCGUCCACCUCAUCCUCUGCAUCCUCCACCUCAUCUCACCCGGGAGGGAGACCCGCUGCCGCUCCCAGUGCCGCCGCCACCGCCACGCUCACAGGCCCCGCGGCCCACGCCCACAUAGCAGAUCUUCACUCUGCCCCUCCGGAUGUCACCACGGGCCUCGUGGAGCUCUCCCACUGCGAACGUCCACAGCUGGCUUCUGUGAGGGGUGUCCCUCGGGGCUACAGCGGGAGCGUCCUGGAGACGGCCGGUGGUGUCCCUGUGAGCAGCAGAGUGUCCUCCAAAAUCCAGCAGCUUCUCAACACCCUGAAGAGGCCCAAGCGCCCUCCGCUGAAGGAGUUCUUUGUGGAUGAUUUUGAGGAGCUGUUGGAAGUGCAGCAGCCAGAUCCAAAUCAGCCAAAGCCGGAGGGAAGCCAGAUGGUGGUGCUGAAAGGGGAGCCUCUGGCCAUGGGGAUUCCCUGGCCACCGUCCCUGCUGGCCGCCUUGCAGCGGUGGGGUACGACGCAGCCCAAAGCCCCCUGUCUGACUGCCUUAGACACAGCUGGGAAGGCCGUCUACACCCUCACCUAUGGCAAACUUUGGAGUCGGAGUUUAAAACUAGCUUAUACUCUACUUAAUAAACUGACUAGUAAGAAUGAACCACUACUUAACCCUGGAGACAGAGUGGCCCUGGUGUUUCCAAACAGUGACCCCGUGAUGUUCAUGGUGGCAUUUUAUGGGUGUCUGCUGGCAGAGCUGGUUCCUGUCCCCAUAGAGGUGCCGUUAACGAGAAAGGACGCUGGCAGCCAGCAGGUUGGCUUUCUGCUGGGCAGCUGCGGUGUCACCCUGGCCCUGACCACGGAUGCUUGUCAGAAGGGCCUGCCCAAGGCACAGACCGGAGAGGUGGCGACUUUCAAAGGAUGGCCCCCGCUCGCCUGGCUGGUGAUCGACGGGAAGCAUCUGACCAAGCCCCCCAAAGACUGGCACCCGCAGGCACAGGACGCAGGGGCCGGGACGGCCUACAUUGAGUAUAAAACCAGCAAAGAAGGCAGCACUGUGGGGGUCACGGUGUCCCAUGCAUCGCUGCUGGCACAGUGCCGGGCUCUGACGCAGGCUUGCGGCUACUCAGAAGCUGAGACAUUAACAAAUGUGCUGGAUUUCAAAAGGGAUGCUGGUCUGUGGCAUGGAGUGUUAACAAGCGUCAUGAACAGGAUGCACGUCAUCAGCAUCCCCUACGCACUGAUGAAGGUCAACCCGCUGUCCUGGAUUCAGAAAGUGUGUUCGUACAAAGCCCGGGCCGCGCUGGUGAAGUCCCGCGACAUGCACUGGUCUCUCCUAGCUCAGCGGGGUCAGAGGGACGUCAGCCUCAGCUCCCUGCGCAUGCUGAUCGUGGCCGACGGCGCUAACCCCUGGUCCAUAUCCUCCUGUGACGCGUUCCUCAAUGUCUUCCAGUCCAGAGGCCUGAGGCCAGAGGUCAUUUGUCCCUGCGCCACUUCUCCUGAGGCGCUGACAGUUGCCAUCCGCAGGCCGCCGGACCUGGGAGGACCUCCACCGAGGAAAGCUGUCCUCUCCAUGAACGGUCUCAGUUUUGGUGUGAUCAGAGUUGAUACUGAAGAAAAGUUGUCGGUUCUUACCGUUCAGGACGUUGGCCAGGUGCUCCCUGGAGCGGACGUGUGUGUCGUGAAGGUAGAAGGUGCCCCUUAUCUCUGUAAGACCGAUGAAGUUGGAGAAAUAUGUGUCCAUUCCAGCGCCACGGGCACGGCGUACUACGGGCUGCUCGGCAUCACUAAGAGUGUCUUUGAGACCGUCCCGCUCACGGCAGGUGGGGCGCCCGUGUCUGAGCGGCCUUUCACCAGGACGGGGCUGCUGGGCUUCGUCGGGCCGGACGACCUGGUGUUUGUCGUGGGCAAGCUGGACGGGCUGAUGGUGGUUGGAGUUCGUCGACACAACGCGGACGACGUCGUGGCCACCGCGCUGGCCGUGGAGCCCAUGAAGUUUGUCUACAGAGGCAGGAUUGCCGUGUUCUCCGUGACGGUGUUGCACGACGACCGGAUCGUGCUCGUGGCGGAGCAGCGGCCCGACGCCUCCGAGGAGGACAGCUUCCAGUGGAUGAGCCGCGUGCUGCAGGCCAUCGACAGCAUCCACCAGGUGGGCGUGUACUGUCUGGCCCUGGUUCCUGCCAACACCUUGCCCAAGGCUCCUCUUGGAGGGAUUCACAUUUCUGAAACCAAGCAGCGUUUCCUGGAGGGGAUGCUGCACCCCUGUAAUGUGCUCAUGUGUCCUCACACCUGUGUUACCAACCUUCCCAAACCUCGCCAGAAACAACCAGAGGUGGGGCCGGCCUCCAUGAUCGUGGGGAACCUGGUUGCCGGGAAGAGGAUUGCACAGGCCUCGGGCCGGGAGCUGGCUCACCUGGAGGACAGCGACCAGGCCAGGAAGUUCCUGUUCCUGCCUGACGUGCUGCAGUGGCGGGCGCACACCACUCCCGACCACCCGCUGUUCCUGCUGCUCAACGCCAAGGGCACCGUCACCAGCACUGCAACCUGUGUCCAGCUGCACAAAAGGGCAGAAAGGGUCGCCGCCGCUCUGAUGGAGAAGGCCAGACUGAACGUUGGGGACCACGUGGCUUUGGUCUAUCCCCCAGGGGUGGACCUCAUUGCCGCCUUCUACGGCUGUCUGUACUGCGGCUGCGUGCCUGUCACGGUGCGGCCCCCGCACCCCCAGAACCUCGCCACCACGCUGCCUACCGUCAAGAUGAUCGUGGAGGUCAGCAAGUCCGCCUGCGUCCUCACGACACAGGCCAUCAUGCGGCUGCUCAAGUCCAAAGAUGCAGGGGCCGCUGUGGACGUCAGGACCUGGCCAACCAUUGUGGAUACAGACGACAUACCGAAAAAGAAGGUGGCGAGCAUUUUCAGGCCGCCGUCUCCAGACGUGCUCGCCUACUUGGACUUCAGCGUGUCAACCACGGGGAUUUUAGCAGGCGUGAAGAUGUCGCACGCAGCCACAAGUGCCUUGUGCCGCUCCAUAAAGCUGCAGUGUGAGCUGUACCCCUCGAGGCAGAUCGCCAUCUGCCUUGACCCCUACUGUGGCCUCGGCUUCGCCCUGUGGUGUCUGUGCAGCGUCUACUCAGGACACCAGUCUGUCCUGGUCCCUCCGCUGGAGCUGGAGAGCAACGUGUCCCUGUGGCUGUCCGCGGUCAGCCAGUACAAGGCCCGGGUCACCUUCUGCUCCUACUCGGUGAUGGAAAUGUGCACCAGGGGCCUGGGAACGCAGACGGGUGUCCUCAGGAUGAAGGGGGUGAACCUGUCCUGCGUGCGCACCUGCAUGGUCGUGGCCGAGGAGCGGCCCAGGAUCGCGCUCACGCAGUCCUUCUCCAAGCUGUUCAAGGACCUGGGCCUGCCGGCGCGCGCCGUGAGCACCACGUUCGGGUGCAGGGUCAACGUGGCCAUCUGCCUCCAGCCCAACAGGCUGGGGAAGCUGGCUGAGCAGGGCACGGCCGGCCCGGACCCCACCACCGUGUACGUGGACAUGAGGGCGCUGCGCCACGACAGGGUCCGUUUGGUAGAACGGGGAUCUCCGCACAGCCUGCCGUUGACGGAGUCCGGAAAGAUCCUCCCCGGGGUGAAGGUCAUUAUUGCGCACACCGAGACCAAAGGGCCCCUUGGGGACUCACACCUGGGCGAGAUCUGGGUGAGCAGCCCCCACAAUGCCACCGGGUACUACACAGUCUACGGGGAGGAGGCGCUCCACGCCGACCACUUCAGCGCCCGGCUGAGUUUCGGAGACACACAGACCAUCUGGGCAAGGACUGGCUACCUGGGUUUCCUUCGAAGGACGGAGCUCACCGAUGCCAGUGGAGAGCGACACGACGCGCUGUACGUGGUCGGGUCCCUGGAUGAGACGCUGGAGCUGAGGGGCAUGCGCUACCACCCCAUUGACAUCGAGACGUCCGUGGUCCGAGCGCACAGGAGCAUCGCUGAGUGUGCCGUGUUCACCUGGACCAACCUGCUGGUGGUGGUGGUGGAGCUGGACGGGCUCGAGCAGGAUGCGCUCGACCUGGUGGCCCUGGUGACAAACGUGGUGCUGGAGGAGCAUCACCUGGUCGUGGGCGUGGUGGUGAUCGUCGACCCCGGCGUGAUCCCCAUCAACUCACGGGGCGAGAAGCAGCGCAUGCACCUGCGGGACGGCUUCCUGGCCGACCAGCUGGACCCCAUCUACGUCGCCUACAACAUGUGAGCGCCGCUCGCCCGCCCCACGCUCCUGAGCCGGGCGGGGAGCAGGCCUCCGGGGUGGGAGCACCGCCCUGUGUGCAGCCGCCUGGAGAGGACGCCCAUCUUCCCGGAGCCGCGCCCCUCCUCCUCCACUUUUACAGAUCCGUCUCAAGGUUCCCCAAUUCUCAUUUUAGAAACUGCUUCCUGGACAGAGGGAAGAAACUUUAAUUUGGAGGACGUUUACGAGAACAGGAACGUCAGGGUGCCUGAAGGGAGACGCAGGGCCUGGCGUGGGUGUGGCGGGGAACUGCAAGUGCUCUACUGUGUUGCGAGUUUGCACUUUUUUUAGGCCAAAAAUAUAGUUCUCGAUUUUAAAAGUCAUUUAUUUAUUCCCAGUUCAUAUAUAGAAUUUAUGCUAGAAAGCACGUGAGGCCCCUGGACCCCGUGCUUUGCUUCUGCUUCAUAGGGAGGAGCCGAGCAACUUGGGGGCUGGCCCGGCCUCCCCGCCCUGGGUCCCGAGUCGCCAACUGUGCUCACAGGGCGCUUCCUUUGCUGGUUUCGUUUUGAAACACGUGUGCCCGAGUGUCCACACUUGUCACUGAUACUCGAGAGGUGCCGCUGGGGGCUGUCGAGUUUGGUGCUUGCUUUUGGGCAAAUAAACCAGCAGUUAAGUCUUAAACCGCUGUCGUAGGUUUGUGACUUGAUGCUGUUUAGUUAAUGUGCUUGUUUUCCCAACACCACAGUCUGGGUUCCUCUAAAUACAUGGAAUUACGUUGAGCUGUGAUUUUUAUUCCCAUUCAACAGACUUGUGAGUACUGGUGACAGCACCUGAGGCCUUCAGGUCCUUAGUGCUGUUUGCUGAGCACCCUGCAUGCAGUCGAGGGGCCGUGGAGAGAGCCUCGCCCCCGCCCCCCCGCUCCUGGCUUUCACAGUUUGACUAGUGUGCCUAUAAAACUUGGCCAAACCGCAUUCAGUUAUUUUAUUCAAACUUGAUGAAACUGACUGAUCUAAUAUUAGAGUAAACCUGAGUCAAAGAAGAGAAUGUAAAAUCCUUUAGCUACUUAUAAGAAUUUGAAGUGAAGCUUAAAUCUAAGAGAUUAUUUUUAUAUAGCUAUUACAGAGUAUGUUAUAAAGUUGUGGGGUUUGGGGGACUGAGGGUGGGAAAGUUUAUGAAUUAUGCAUGCUUCCUAGGAACAGCCAGCCGUUUCUGGAAUUAGCCUGGAGCAGUGCCUAACAAAGCUGUUACUAAUUCUCUACCGCUCUAAGUUCGCCGCCACCUGGGACUGGCUCGCUGGGCCAGCUCUCACGUCCUGCUCUUCCGUGGCCGCGGGCAGCGCGUGCCCAUUAGUUCUGUUCGCCUGCAGUGUUGAGCUGCGUGUGAUAGAGACGACAUACUGGAGUUCUAAUGGCCUCGUGUAAUUAUGUACAUAAUCUGUAUAACUUAUUGUUUCACGUACAGAGGUUCUGGCAGUGGACUAACGGACGUUCCUUAUAGCAGAAUGGCCAGCGGGGAAACACUACCUAACCCUAAUCCGAAUGUCGUAGUUUUGUAGCAAACAAAUACUGUAAAAGUUUUGUAUUGAAAGGUCAGUGGCAGCAAGACAGAGCGUCUUGAAAAUUAAGAUUUGAAGAAGAGCAUUAAACUGUCCUAAAAUUACUUUCUGGGAAUUCUGUAUAUCACACUAAAAUUUUUUUUAUAUAUCAUUAUGUCAAUAAAAGAUAUUGACUGUUUGUAAUUCUGCAUUUUGAAGUAUGUGAAAAUGUUUUUUAAAUUACCCAAAAUGGGAUGUAUUUUAUUUUACAUUCUUUUAAUCUGAAUAUAAAAGCAUUUAUGUAUACAGCAUAAAAUCUGCAAAGCACACGAAAGAAGAAAAUUAAGAUCUCUACCCCUGAGUAAUAGCAGCAUUAGUAUUUGAUAAAAAGCCCCUCAGGGAUUAAUUUUUUCUUUUUAAAAACUUUCACAAAAUUAGAAUCCUAUGCUUUUAUAUCAGUGUUUGUACUUAAUAAAUUCCCGACUUUUAAUCUUUUACACAUAUUCUUCUGCAUGUUUUAACAGCUGUGCCACGUGGGCGCGUGGCACCAAGCCGCUGCCGGGUGCUGUGCGGUCGCGGUGCUGAGUACCUGCCACUGCCGGUGCUGAGCACCCGCACAUCUGCAAUGGCAGUUGCUGCCUUGGACGCAGUUCGCGCGGGGCCAGUGACCAGGUCAGAGUUCAUCCCAGUUUGAAAGGCCUUGGGGGAGCGGCCUCCUGCCAGCAGCCCGGCAGCCCUGGCGAUGGACACUUGCCCAAGAUUAAAACAAGUCCUUGCCACACUGAUGGCCAAAUAAGUGUCAUGUCGUGGUAAGUAUGUUUUCGUGUGUCAUGUGUUUAUUUCCCAUUUGAUUCAUUCCAUUCGGAUCUGGCAAUUCUUACUGUCCUCAAAGGUGUUUUCGGUUGAUUUGUAGGAGCCAUUUUACAUUCAGAGUCAGUAACAUCCGCGUAGUCCACACUGCGCCUAGUAGGUCAUUUGUAUCUUGAUUCUGUUUGUUUUGAUUCAGGUUGGUUUCUAAAUGUUCUUAUUUUACGCAAACUGUGAUUACCUGUGCUUAAUUUUAGAUUAUGAAGGUAGCUGAUGUGUUUCCAAGUGAUCUACUGGGAUGGCAGCAUAACCGUGAUCCCUUCCUCCACUCAGCCUCCUGUGGAAUGGAGCCUCCAUCCGGGGUGAGACACCACUGAGGACGCAGGGGCCGAUCCCCCUCGGCCAGCUCGUAAGAUGCAGGGUCCACACCAGGAGCGGCAAGCUGAGGAGACCCGAGGUGCGUCCCGACUCCACGGAUCACUGGGCUCUGCCGAAACCAGGAGGAGGAAGAGAAGCCCCAACACAUGCUGGGUCAAGAGGGUCCUGCAGCCAUUGGAGGCCCCGGGGACUCACGGUGGCUCCCGCUAGGACAGACGCCCCCGUGGAGUGACAACCGCACCCCCCACGGUGAGUUCUCCCCCUGGGCAGGUCCCUCAGCAGGUCCCGGACGCGAGCGUGCUCUGGUGGCCCAGGAGCUGGUUAAGAGGGUGGGCCCUGGGCUCCUCAGGUGACGGUCUGGAAGGCGCAGCCCCGGGGCUUGCCCCGGGACACGGGGGGUGCGUGGGCAGAGACCCACCAGGGACCGGGCUGUACCCGCCUGCCGACGACACCUCCAGACCAGGAAGGGGCCUUCUCAGCCUUGUCAGCUUUCUGCGUCCUCAGAAGAAACUGGGGCUCAGUGGAGGCAGAGACUGCGCAGGUCAGGUCACCGCUCAGUGGCAAAGUCGGGGUCUGACCCCAGGUCUGUCGUCAGGGUCCAAGCUCUGACGGGGUUGCAACGCCGCCUUCACGCAGGACCACGUGUGGAAAUGCCUACUCUUCAGACAAGCAAGAGAGACACAUCUUCUCUGCAAUAUUUAGGAGGCAGGUAUUUCUUUUUGCAAAUUCAGUAUCUUUUUUUUUUUUUUAAGUAAGUCUUUGGGGAAGAAAUGAGUAUGUUUGAUUCUUCCAUCUUUAUUUUCCCGAGCAUUUCUAAAAGCAAUGCCAUAGGCAAACCCGAAUUACCAAACUUGUGUGUUUCCUUGUAAAUAAAAACCAAUCAGAAAUCCAUCAUUUAGAAAGUACUCGGUGUUUCUACCCACAACAGCCAAAGGCUUUAUGAAGAAGUGGCUAGACCUGCAUCGCCCGUGAACGAGACCCUCCUGAUCACGCAUGUGGGAAAGACGCUUCCUCAGGGGCCAGGGCAUCCCGCUUGCUGUUGCUGGAAAGCAAACUGCCCCAAAGCUUGGGGGCUCAGGGAACCCCCGUUUACCAGAUCCUACCGGUUCGGUAGCUCAGGACUUGGGCUGCGCCUAGAGCUACUCUUUGUCCCACGUGGUGUCCGUUGAGGUCGUCGCUGGCCUUCGGCUGGCCCCUGAGCUGGGCCGGGUGGCCUCACUCACACGUCUGGGGCCUUGGAGACGAGUGCAAGGCCGGGCUGAGUCCACACUGGCGCCGAACGUGGUCUCCCCAGGGCGGUUCCAGCGCGGUCAGCUUCCCACACGGGGCUGCCUUUCUCCAGGGGGGCAUCGAGGGCCGGGUGGACGUUGCGUGGACUCUUGACCUGGUUGGACGUCGUGUGGGUGACUCAGCACCUUCCGUUGGUUAUGGGCGGGAGGAAGGCAGCCCAGAACCCCGGGGAGGGGUUUAGACCUGACCUCGCGGGGAGAGGGGGCCGGAGAAGACCACGUGGGAAGGGAGAGCUCGCCGGCCCCCCUGUGCCUGCGCCCCAUGCACCUGCACCUGCACCGCCCGGGACCGCCAAGGCCUCCCCCACCGUGCAGGUCCGUCACCAGGCCAGGCCAUGGUUCAGAGGCCCAGCCCUUCUGGAAGAAGCUGCAGAGCAUAAUGGCCAUUGGGGGAAUCUCCCACAAAAUACUUCGACUCCUCAAACACGAGGCAUCGCUCACCGUGUCUCAUUCAAGCCCGAAGCCCAGGAUCUCACGAUCCGCAGGUUCGGCUCUUGUCACAGAGGUCUGUGCAGCGGGACAAGUCACCUGUGCCUCCCUGCGCACACACCCAGCAUGUGCUGGGGAGACGGGGGUGACCCAGCGGAUGCUCCACUCAGCAGGCGUGGACUAUGAAGCACGGAUGCGUUGCUGGCUCGCCGCGGCCUGGAGCCCGCGGGGUGGUGGUCCCAUUCCCUGUCCAGGGCAGUGCAUCCGCUUUGAUUGGAGCCUGGUUCUGCUCCUUGCAAGGGGCUCACGGAUGCAGCGUCCUCCUGGGAGGACACCCAGUGUCCCCCUGGGAGGGGCCCCCAGCCCGCUGGUCUCUGCCCCAGAAGGAGCGGCCCAUGUUUGCUGCUCAGUGGCCUCAGCACGACAGUUGCCCACAGGAACGGGGUCCCCAGACAGCUCUUACUUCAUUUUGAGCUAUCUCAGUCCCUUUUACUCCAAGCUGGUGCUGUUCCUGCCGACAUGAAUUUCCCGAGAAGGGUCCACUCUGUGCGUGCGCUGCCAUCUGUAUAUCCCUCCUCCUGCUGACUGGCACUUGCCACGUUUUUGCUGUUGUAAAUAAAGUUGCUACGAACGUU
This is a messenger RNA of Nyctereutes procyonoides (raccoon dog), 9914 nucleotides long. It is a transcript of the gene DIP2A, whose product is annotated as disco interacting protein 2 homolog A. Gene Ontology annotation, cellular component: cell surface. The record is from RefSeq and is a predicted model, not a curated record. NCBI's taxonomy places the organism in Eukaryota, Metazoa, Chordata, Mammalia, Carnivora, Canidae. Bases 139 to 4869 code for a protein of 1576 amino acids. The transcript has 41 exons.